CUCUCUCUCUCCAUUAUAAUUAUAGAGCAUAGCUUUAUGGCACCACCAACUAUCCUCAGACACAAAAAGUUUCUAUAAAGGAAGGGACUUCACCUCUUUCACCCAAAUCCACCACCUCCUCCUCUCCCAAUCUCACUCUAAAACCACCACCAACCACCAUGUCCUCCUCCUCUCACAUUGUCUCUCUUAAAACACCACCAACCACCAGGUUCCCCUCUCUCAACCUCUCCCUAAAACCUCCCACCACCAUCUACCCCUCCUCCCCCGCCCGCCAUGAGACAAUCUUCCUCUCCAACAUCGACCAGACUCUCGCCUUCACCGUCGAGACCGUCCACUUUUUCGCCCCGAACCCUGGCUUCUCUCCUUCUCUAGUCUCCUCAAUUCUCAAAACUUCACUCUCUAGGCUCCUCGUCUUCUAUCCGUUCAUGGCCGGCCGCCUCCGGUUCAACCAAGAUAACCGCCUUGAGCUCGACUCAAAUUCCGCUGGUGCCAUCUUUUCGGAGGCUUUUUGCGAUCUCAACCUCUCGGAUGUCGGUGACCUCACUUACCCGGACCCCAUUUUCCGGCAGCUCUUUCAUCGGCCAGAAAAUCUGGCCAUCGAAGACUUACCCCUCUGUCAAAUUCAGCUCACCACUUUCAAAUGCGGUGGUUUUUCUAUAGGCCUUGGAACCAACCACACAACCCUAGAUGGAAUUGGGGCCUCAACCUUCAUUAAGAACUUAGCUUCAUUGGCAUCAGGGGAAGGCCUGAAGGCCGAGCCCUACAAUAACAGGCGUCUUUUAAGUUCAAGAAAUCCGGCGAACAUACAAUUUGAGCACCCGGAACUGGUGGUGCUCGAUGGCAUCCAAACUGGAGCGAACGGCUUCAGGAGGUGCACCCCAAACCCAGCCCCCCAAGAGGCCCCUGAGGGGUUGCCUGAAAAGUUAGGGUUCAAGCUUUUCCGGCUUUCAGCCGAGGACAUCGAUUUGCUGAAAAAGGUGGCCAUGCAAGGGGAGAGAGACAGAAAUGGGGGUGGUGCACAUAAUUGCACCAGUUUUGAGGUGGUCACUGCUCAUCUUUGGAGGUGCAGGGCUAUAGCAACUUCUCUCUCUAAAACUCCCGAUGAUCUAGACAUUAGCUCAGAUGGGGUUGAUUUAGAUAGCUUGUCCAUGGUCUUAUUUGCAGUUGAUAUAAGGAAGAGGGUGAAGCCUCCAUUGCCUACUGGUUAUUGUGGGAAUGCAGUUUUAGCUGGUUAUGGGAGAGCUAGAGUGAGAGAGCUUAGAGAGAGAGGACUGGGUUUUAGUGUGAGCAAGGUGAGAGAGGGGGUUGAGAGGAUGGAUGAUGAGUAUGUGAGGUCGGUUAUAGAUUGGGGAGAGAUACACAAAGGGGUACCUGGUGGGAAGGGGAGCUUCUUUGUGUCUUCAUGGUGGAAAUUAGGGUUUGAGGAGGCAGAGUAUCCAUGGGGCAAGGCCUUGUAUUCUGGGCCUUCUGUUCAUAGAAGAGAUGAUGCUGUUCUUCUGCUUCCUGAUACAGUUAGCAGGAGGAAUGGAGGUAAAGAAGGAGUGAAUAUUUUCAUGGCCUUGCCUCCAUUUCAGAUGGACAAGUUUCAGGAGUUGCUUUUGGGUGGCCUCUCAAAGUCAAUGUGGAACGGGAAUGCAUGAGAGAGAGUGUGUGUGUAUGUGCAUUUGAUGUGUGUAGAGUUCAGCUGAGAGAGAGAGAAAGAGAGAGCAUUUCUUGACUGUUAGAAUUCAGAGAGAGAGAGAGAGAGAAAAGUAUGAGUUCCCUUUACGUGCUAUAUGAUGUAUAGCUUUAUUUUCUCUGUCUGAUUUUUUUUUUUUCUAAAUGAUGUAUAGCUGUUUCUAUGAUUGUCUUUAAUUAUGAGUUUUA
Amborella trichopoda is the source of this 1866-nucleotide messenger RNA. Its product is annotated as acyltransferase GLAUCE. NCBI's taxonomy places the organism in Eukaryota, Viridiplantae, Streptophyta, Magnoliopsida, Amborellales, Amborellaceae. The record is from RefSeq and is a predicted model, not a curated record. Gene Ontology annotation, molecular function: acyltransferase activity, transferring groups other than amino-acyl groups.